GUCCUCGUUGAUUCGUCGUUCACGGACAAAUACAGCUUAAUGAUCUGCAGGGUCAUAUGCCAGCUUAUUCAUGCAUCCACCACGAACGGGGUCUAGAUGCAUUGAUCUAUGUCAUCGAUUCGUAACAUCUUGUUCGCUAGUGCUUCAGAGAAAGGAUAUAUUAGGUCCAGUGUGUCUUAGCUUCAGGAGAGUGUCAACUGCUGCUUCAGUGUCUGAUACACGAGUGAGCUUUUUGGCUGCAGCAGCUAAGCGUACAUAUUCGAGGUCUUGUCUUACGCGGUACUCUUUUCCUUCAACGAACAUACUUGGUCCGAUUGCCGGUCGUAAGAGCUCAACGAUGGCUACGGCAAGGAAGAUUCAGUUGUCGACGGCCAACUCGGGCAUUUUCAGCGUCGAGCUGAGGGAGGACCCUGCGCGCGCAGCAAGUGAGGUGCUGCAAGAAAAUCUGGAGAAGCACCAUAUGUUCUUCAACGAGAGCGGAUUUCAUAAUCAUAUUGUCCACCAUAUUCUGACAAUCUAUGCGCUUGGUGCGACGCCGGAUGAGAUCAGGGCUGCUUAUGAUCACAAUAAGACGUAUCAGCGGCCUGUCUUGCCGACCACCCAGAGUAUAGUUGAGUCGAUGCAUGACAAGGCCCAGUUCCAGCAGCACCUCGGCAAUGAAAAGAAUUUUCCCAAUUACUUGGCUUUCUUUCAGCAGGAGAUUGAGAAGAAAGGUGUGGCGGAUGUGCUUAACGAGUAUCUGUUUUCAGGGAGCGAGUGCGCCGAGACUAUGCUUGCGCGGCUGUUUGGAGGACUCCUUCAUCCGCUGAUUCAUCUUGGAUUCGGGCUCGAGUUCGACCAGCCCGCAAUUGUCGCUGAGGGUCUCGCACAGACCGCAGUCCAUGAGGAUUGGAUUGGUCGGCUAUACCUCCUGCCGGUAGAGAAGGCCGCAGGAGGGAUCGGCAAGCCUGGAAAGAAAACGAUGCUGCAAAUCUUGAACGAAAUCCGCGCUGAUAAGAAACUAGUCGAAUCAGUCAAAUGGGAAGAUGGGAACAAAAUCAGAGACGGCGUUUUGAAGCGAGCAUCGGAUGAGAUGAUCAAGUAUGCAGCACAAGUUUCCGUCUCCGCCGAGCAAAUGGAGGAAAAGCUUGCUGAACUUCUCAAUCUAGUCGCUUACUUUACAGGUGCCGCUCAGCGUCCGCCAAAGCAGGUCAAGCUUGACUUCUUCUUGAUGCACUGCGUGACUUCUUCGAUAUUCCUUUCCAAGAUCGUCACUCUUCCGUACCUGGAUACACGCACCAAGCUGCGUAUGCUUGAGUGGAAAGGCCGUGCAGAUCUGGCGUUCUAUGUAUCCCGGGGAGUUCCCAAUCUGCUGCUGGAAGAAGUUACUACAUAUGAAGCUCCGAACGACUGGAAGACAAUCUUCCAUGAGAGCAGUGUACACCCGCGCGACGACGGUCAUUUGUCCAAGCUUGUUAGGGCUCUAGCGAAUGGCGAGAAGGUCUGUCGUCCGUUUGAGGCUAGAGCAGAAGAGCUAGGACUUUUGAUCACCGGUGAUAUGUGGCUGAAGAUUGCAAACAUGGCUAUCGAUUCAACCAAAGGUGAUCAAAUGGGCACAAUGUGGGUUCGCUCGACAGGGUUCGAAGAGGCAUGGAAGGACUUCCACGAUCGACCUCGCCUUUGAGACGGCGGCGCCAUAGGAACUGAGUGUUUUGAUGAUGAAUCAAUCCAUUACGGCCGAUACCCCAACUGACAGACGGCUCACAGACUGAAAAGGAGGCUCCGGUCCUGCAAUUCAACCGUCAUUCCAUGUCACAACAGCAGUUCAGUUCAAGAUAAUCAGUUUGAUUUACCGAGUACUCCGCAACCUCGGACGUUGAAGUAUGGUUUGAGCGAUUCGUUAGUCUAGCGUUUAGCUCUAAAUCAGGGCCGGUGGGUCUCCCUAGUAGAACUGCAAUAAUAAAUGUCUUACCCGAUUCCCAACAAACGGCCAUUGAAUCUCCGAGCAUGUUCUUACCAGCGCCAAGCUUUGUAUGUCAUUUUGGAUGAGAUCGUAUGUAGCUAGUCUACUUCUU
Messenger RNA from Aspergillus novofumigatus IBT 16806, 2054 nucleotides. Its product is annotated as questin oxidase family protein. Gene Ontology annotation, molecular function: oxidoreductase activity. Lineage: Eukaryota; Fungi; Ascomycota; Eurotiomycetes; Eurotiales; Aspergillaceae. The transcript is spliced from 5 exons. The record is from RefSeq and is a predicted model, not a curated record. The coding region runs from base 338 to 1663 and encodes 441 amino acids.